Messenger RNA from Zea mays, 2038 nucleotides. Its product is annotated as NADPH:adrenodoxin oxidoreductase, mitochondrial-like. Bases 466 to 1578 code for a protein of 370 amino acids. Lineage: Eukaryota; Viridiplantae; Streptophyta; Magnoliopsida; Poales; Poaceae. Gene Ontology annotation, molecular function: oxidoreductase activity. The transcript has 14 exons. The record is from RefSeq and is a predicted model, not a curated record.
CUAACGAAACCUAGCCGGCGGUGGCGUGUAUUCCCUCCGGCGUGCGCAGGGCCAGGCAAGGGCACUGGACGCGGGCGUCUGAAAGAAGCCGGCUAGGAGGACCACGGGUCCACGGCUGGGCAGUGGCCGGGCGCUGCGCCUGUGCUGGGCGUGUGGGCGGCCCGUGGUGGGGCUGGCCUCGGCCGCCGGGGUCGCUAGCGGCCGGCUGCUGAGAACCGUGAACCAAUAAUUUGGCAACAAGACGCCCCUGACCCCUGUGGACGGCUCCGUUCUUUGUGACGUGGUCGCCAGUCCAGUCGGCGCUCUCAGAUGGCCCGCGGGUUAUGGCUCCUCUCCCGCGAGGUGGGGAGGCUGCGGCCGCUGCUUGAUCAGGGGCAGGCGAGGGGCAUCUCUGCCUCCGCAUAGGAGCAGCUCCAUGUCUGCGUCGUUGGCAGCGGCCCCGCUGGGUUCUACACCGCCGACAGGAUGUUGAAGGGUCAUGAUGGAGCACAGGUUGAUAUAAUUGAUAGGCUACCCACACCAUUUGGCCUAGUUCGUUCUGGAGUAGCUCCAGAUCAUCCAGAAACAAAGAUUGUGGUGAAUCAAUUUUCUCGUGUAGCUACAAAUGGGCGCUGUUCAUUCUUUGGGAAUGUAACUCUGGGAAGGGAUAUAUCUUUGUCAGAGCUUCGCAAAACAUAUCAUGCUGUUGUUCUUGCUUAUGGUGCAGAAAGUGAUAGGUCACUUGGAAUUCCUGGAGAGGACCUGAAGGGAAUUCAUUCAGCUCGAGAGUUUGUCUGGUGGUACAAUGGACAUCCAGACAUGUGCGACUUCUGUCCAGAUUUAAAAAACACAGAAUCUGCUGUUGUCCUUGGACAGGGAAAUGUUGCUCUGGAUGUUUCUCGUAUUCUUUUACGCUGUAAAGCUGAGUUGGCUACUACAGACAUUACUGAUUAUGCAUUGGAUGCUCUACGUGGCAGCACGAUAAGGAAGGUAUAUUUGGUUGGGCGACGGGGUCCAGUACAGGCAGCUUGCACAGCAAAGGAGCUGCGUGAAAUUUUAGGUUUGAAAAAUGUCCGUAUUUGCAUCAAGGCAGCUGAUCUCGUGACCACACCUGCGGACGAGGAGGAGAUGAGGAAUAGUAGAAUACAAAGAAGAGUUUAUGAAUUGUUGUCGAAAACUGCGCAUGGGGGCAACAAUUACAAUGGCCAAAAGGAGCUUCAUUUUGUGUUUUUCAGGAAACCUAUCAGGUUCAUCCCUGCAGAAAAUGGUUCCACGGUUGGUGCUGUUCAACUUGAGAAGACAGUAUUAAAAGGUGAUGAAGUAACUGGGAAGCAGGUCGCUGCUGGAACUGGUGAGUUUGAAGACCUAAAAUGUGGUCUGGUCUUGAAAAGUAUUGGUUACAAAUCCUUGCCUGUACAAGGUUUGCCUUUCGACAAAAACAGAGGAGUUGUGCCAAAUUUAAGAGGAAGAGUGCUGAGCAGCGAAUCAGAGAUUGCGACAGUAGAAAGAGGCCUGUAUGUGGUAGGAUGGUUAAAGAGAGGACCAACUGGGAUUGUUGCAACAAAUCUCCACUGUGCUGAAGAAACAGUAGGUGGCUAGCAUCCUUGAAGAUGAUAAGAAGGGUGUAUUAAGGCCCCCAUCUGAUUCGACGAAGCAUGGAAGGGCAGGACUCCUUGAGAUCCUAGAGCGAAAGAAUGUCCGCUUUGUGCCAUUCAGUGGCUAGGAGUAGAGAUGGCAAUGGGUACCCGAAACCCGAAUACCCGACGGGUUUUACCCGAUAUGAAGGCGGGUACGGGAUGAUUUCUCUACCCGUGGUUAUGUUAAUGGGUAAAAACCUCUACCCGUUGGGUAGACGGGUACGGGUACGGGUUGGAACUACCCAUACCGUCUACCCAUGGGUAAAAUAUACCCGCAUCAAUACAACUAUAACCAUCUAAUAGAGCCCAUCUUAGCUAAAAUAAAACCCUUCUCUAGCUAUCAUUUAUCUAGAUACCAAGUUAUGUAAUCAUAUGAUUUGUUAUAUAUGAAGUCGAAGUUGUUUUUAUAUGUUUAUUUAAUA